UGUAAACUCUAUUUCUGAGUUGACUAAUGAUAAAAUUAAAGUUAUUAUAGAUAAUUUCUCUAAGCAUAAUGAUAACUAUAAUACUGAUGUGAAAGAAGUAUCAAAUCACAUGACUGAGAUUUCAGCUGGAGAUCCUAGCCAAAAUUUAGCUAAAAUAAGCGAAUUAAUCACAUCUAUUUCUAUUAUAUAUAGCUCUAAUUCUUUAGGUAAUUCAUCAUUCACACUUCAAAUCACUCUAUCUGAG
This is a messenger RNA of Funneliformis caledonium, 244 nucleotides long. NCBI's taxonomy places the organism in Eukaryota, Fungi, Glomeromycota, Glomeromycetes, Glomerales, Glomeraceae. The record is from the annotation of a GenBank genome assembly.